Molecule: messenger RNA, 7535 nt
Organism: Xiphophorus hellerii (green swordtail)
Lineage: Eukaryota; Metazoa; Chordata; Actinopteri; Cyprinodontiformes; Poeciliidae
Product: MAM domain-containing glycosylphosphatidylinositol anchor protein 2-like
Exons: 17
Coding region: 482-3529 (1015 amino acids)
Biological process (GO): homophilic cell-cell adhesion; synapse organization
Cellular component (GO): neuronal cell body; axon; plasma membrane
Molecular function (GO): axon guidance receptor activity; protein binding
Source: RefSeq, a predicted model, not a curated record
UUUAAAGCCUAGUGACGUCUUCAUGUCAGUGGCAGCUAUCCAGCGAUUCAUUUCCCCGGUAUGACUCCCUUCCUCUCGGCCAUCCUCGCUGACAGUAGCGGCAUCACGCUCUCUCAGGGAGGGAGUCACCUCCCUACCUCUUCGGCCUAAAGGGCCCUGACUAGCCGCCGGUACCCGGAGCUCAACCGGACCCGGCUUUUCAUCUCGACGUAUCAGGAAUAGAUGGAAAGAACCAGCGAACCACAAGUGGGGAUUUCUGAGAAUCCCGGUGCUCAGGAUUCAGGAUUUGAAUAUCGCUUUUUCUCUCAUUGUAGUAAUCAUCCACUACAAUGUCACGACCAAGGAGACACAACUGAAGGAUAUUAAUAUUAAUUCCAGGAUGAACUGAGCCGGACUUUCUAUUUCCAUCUAAACGAUACUGGGAGCGGAUGCUAGGGAAUGGGAGUUGAAGAGGUGAUCAGAAAAUAUUUAUGAUUUGUGGAUGAGAACCGGUCACUGGAUCGGAUUCCUUGCGGAAAGACCCCAUCAGGGAAGGAGGAAGCAAGGGCAACUGCGGCAACCGAACCGACAACCGGGGGGAGGGGUGGGGGAGGGAGAGGGGGGAAUCGAGACUGAAGAGGAUGAGAAGAUGGGUUUACUUUUUGGACUCUUGUGGCUGUUUACCAGCUUUCUGCAGGGCGUGCACAGCCAGGGCGUGUAUGCAUCCCCUACAGUGCGGAUUGUCCAUGCAGGUCAGGCCUGUAAUGUGGAGGAAGAGCAAUAUAGCGAGAGGGUUUACAUCAUCCGAGAGGGAGAAACUCUGGAACUCCAGUGUCUUGUCACUGGACAUCCUCGACCACAGAUGCGUUGGACUAAGACAGCAGGUGGUGGCUCGGAUAGUCAAGGAAAGUUGCCGUUGGAAGGUGGAACUCUAAAAAUUGAGAACAUCAGUCGCCACCAGGGAGGGCGCUACUACUGCAAGGCUGAGAAUGGACUGGGAUUCCCAGCAAUACGCUCCAUACGAGUGGAUGUCUACUACUUGGAUAAACCAGUUAUCACUGUUCAUCAGAGUGAUGACGAAGCAAAGGAGCAAUUCUACUUUGAACGUACCGUCUUUCUUCGUUGUGCUGCCAACUCGAACCCUCCUGUCCACUACACCUGGACAAGAGACAGAGAGGUGCUGGCAGAGGGCUCUGACUCAGGGGUGGAGAUAUACAAGCCAUUUUUCACACAGGGUCAGACGAAGAUCUUGAAGCUGAAAAAUCUACGUCUGCAGGAUUAUGCUGACUACACCUGUUUUGCUUCUGUGAAGAAUUCCUGUGGCAUUAGAGACAGAAGUACCCACUUCAUUCUCAACAACAGGACAGCUCCUCCCUCUGUUAAAAUACUUUUGGAUGAUCCUGUAGUGGUAAAUCCUGGAGAGACGAUCACUCUGGUUUGCAAAGUGAUGGGUGGACAUCCUUUUCCAACACUAAGAUGGUUGAGGUUGGAAGAUGAGGAGCUACCGAGGAGAGCCAUUGUCAAAGACGGUACACUGACAGUCCCUGUUAUUAGUGAUGACGAUGGAGGAACUUACAACUGUGUUGCAUCCAACAACGUAGGAAACCCUGCUAAGAAAUUCAUCACCAUAUUGGUCAGAGGACUACGUAAAGGUCGGUUCUGGAUCACACCAGACCCGUACCACAAUGAGGACAACAUUCAAAUUGGUCGGGAGGUCAAGAUUAGCUGCCAGGUGGAAGCCACACCUUCAGACGAGCUGCAGUUCAGCUGGCUAAAGAAUGGCCGGCCAUUGAAGAGCUCUGAGCGAAUGGUCAUCACCCACACUGACCCUAACAUCUCACCAGGAACCACCAACCUUGACAUAAUUGAUCUAAAAUUUACAGACUUUGGCACCUACACAUGUGUGGCAUCACUGAGAAAUGGAGGAAUCCCAGAGAUCAGCAUUGAUGUAAAUAUUUCUUCAACCACAGUUCCUCCUGAACUUUCAGUCCCAAAGGGGCAAUCUCAACUCAUAGUUCUGGAAGGAGACACUGUUGACCUCCAGUGUUUGGUCUCAGGAAAACCCAAACCCAUCAUUAUGUGGUCUCGGGUCGAGGAGAGUGGGCAAACUGCAGCACUAGCACCUACGAUGCCUGAUGGCUCAGUACAGAUGGAGAGCUACGAUGGUAUACUGAGAAUCUACAACGUGACAAGAAAGAUGAGCGGGGCAUACCGCUGCCAAACAAGCCAGUACAACGGAUUCAAUGUCAAACCCAGAGAGGCCCUGAUUCACCUUGUGGUGCAAUUCACUCCGACUGUGAAGCCUGUUUACACAGAGGUACGUCAGGCACUUGGCCGAGCAUUCAGCCUCACCUGUAACUUACUGGAAGCUUACCCAGCUCACCAUCUGCAGUAUGAGUGGAAACUGGGCUCACGCCUGCUCACUGUUGGUCAAUUUAGUGACCAAAGCCAUGACACCAGUUACCAUGUUAAAGCUCUGAACCGAGAAGGCUAUGGCGAGUACACCUGUGACAUCACCAAUGAAGCUGGGGCAGGUCGGUGCACCUUCCUACUUACAGGGAAAGCCUACAGACCAGAGUUUUAUCAUGAUACCUUCAAUGCUCUGUGGCAGAACAGACCUCAAGUCUAUGGCUUCAAUCUUCAAUGGACUCAGAUGGAGCCCAAUUCUGUGGAUCGAAUUGUGGCCUAUCGGCUUGGCAUCAGGCAGAUGGAUCAGACUCGCUGGUGGGAGCAAGGGAUCAAUAUUAGUGGACCCAUCCAAAAGGGGCAGCUGCUGACUUACAACUUGACAGAACUGAUCAAACCGGAGUCCUACCUGGUGCGUCUCACCCCUAUCACCCGAUACGGUGAGGGGGAUACUUCUGAACGCACAAUCACGUACAGCGCUCCUGUUAACCCACAUCUCAGAGAGUUCCACUGUAGUUUUGAGGAGGAGGCAUUAUGCUCAUUCUCUCAAGACAAGUUGGAUGAGUUUGACUGGAUAAGACAGAGUGGCACCAAAGAGGGCACCACAUACACACCGAAUACAGGACCGAGCUCUGACCACACCGGCUCAAGUCAAGGCUUCUACAUGUUCAUUGAGACAUCCAGGCCCAGGCUGGAGGGGGACAAAGCCCGUCUGAUGUCCCCAAUUUUCAACAUAAACACCAAAAGUGUCUCCUCCUCUUCAGCCAGUAACAAUCCCACCUACUGCUUUACCUUCUACUACCACAUGUUUGGGAAACAUAUAGGAGCUUUGAAUAUUUUCUUGCGGUUGAAAGGUCAGAUGCUCACAGAUACCUUAGUCUGGAGUCUUACUGGUAACCAAGGAAACUACUGGCAGCAGGCAAGGGUUAACAUCCAUCCAACCACAACCUUUCAGGUGGUGAUGGAAGGAGUCAGAGGCUCGGGUAUUGAAGGCAAUAUCGCUAUUGAUGAUGUUACCAUUGAGGAGGGCGAGUGCAAAGACUCUCCAUCUAACAAUCUGAAGUCAUUUGCUGCAUUGCCAUCAUAUUAUGUGUCUCUACUCUACAUCAGUCAAAGUCUGGUGCUGAUUGGCUGGCAGAGGUGACACCAUCAGCACCUUUUCCCUCUUCUAAUUACCUCCCAUGCAAGCUUCCAUGACUUUUGACUGUGGCCCAAGGGAUCUGUUUUACACCUCACAACAAUUGGAAACAGAGCAGAACUGUAUUUGCUCUGUCAAGGGAAAAAAUAAAUCUGUCCUUCAGUGACAUCUUAUUUGCUUUCUAUCUUGUCAACAGUUCAACCUGUGAUAGGUUUAGUUUAAAUCUACUGCUACAGGAAGCUGAAGCUACCUGUCUAAAAAAUCCUUUAAAAUGAUUGGUAUGUAUGGACAUCAUACUCAGUAUGCAUUUAUGUAAUGAAAUGAUGAUUUAUGCUAUGAAAUAUAGUCUGCAUCAGCAGUCUGCUGUGUAGCAUUGCCCAUCACAUUGAACAGUGUUCUGCACUACAACUAAAUUCAGAUAGAAGGCUGAUACAGAAACAGCGGAACAUGUCACAAUAGUAGCUGUCAAGUGAAGAGCAUGAUGUAAAAUGAAUAAAAAGUUUAAGUUUUAAACUUUUUAAACAUUUGUUUAAAUGUUAUUCAAUACACUGUAUCAAGGCACUAUCAUGAACAUGGCUUCAGUCAGCCUUUAAUGUGGACACUUGAAAACAGACAUCUGACUACAAAACCCAAUUAAUAGUGUGACACUCAAAUAUUCUGAACAGAACAAUGAGUUUUUAUGUGGAUAUACAGAAUUAAACAAAACAUUAGUUACAAUCAAUUCACAACAAAAAACAUUUCCCAUAACUUGAGUGGAGUCUCAGUGUACCCUGUCUGACAUCACUUUCCAGUUUAAACUAACCUAAAAAACCAUUUCCUACUCAAACUGGUGGUUAAGAAACAAAGCAGUAGUUGGAAGUUCACCGACCAUGUUUUGCUUAUCCCUUAUCUGCUUCCCCUCACCUUUCUGUGCUCUAAUUCUAUAGAUCAGCAGUACUGUAUUGGACACGCAAAAAGAAGUCUCUACUCUUUUAACCUAGAGUGGCUCGGAGAAAAAAAUAAGUAUUUUUAGAGUAUAUUUUAAUGUUGGUCCAUCUGUGUUAGACAUGAAAACAACAGCUCACCUUCUGCCAUAACAUGAAGUGCCUUAAAAUGAGAGGAGAUUGCCCAAAGACUGGCAUCAAUAUUGAGCCAGUGUCAGACAUUAUUCUGCACGAUGAAAGGAAAUUUAACCAAUUAGCUUACACAAGAUUUUGUAUUAGUAUGGAAAUACAAUUUCUCAACUUGUUUCUUUUUCUUUCUGUUGGGAUAUUAGCAUAAGUGACCAUAAGCCAUAUGGAUGGCUGCGAGAAAAAUGGCCAGGAAACGGACUCUUUACACCGACACCAACUUUCUCAAAUAACGUUUUCUAUAUUAAAUGUUUUGCAUUUAAUAUAGAAAAUGCAAAACAUAUUAACUAUUUGAGGAACUCUGAAUCUGUUAAAAAACAAAGUAUUUCCUAUUUUUAAUCAAUGGCAUCCAAGUUUUUUACUUAGUGUAUGCUAGGGGUUGAACGACUUCAUAUUUUUAAAGUCGACUACAAUGUGAUAAAAGUCGAAUCAACAUCAACUAGUCCCGGUGACGUCAUAGUGACGUAAGCGCAAAACCCCUCAGAACAACUUAGAGGCUUUAUCAGCUAUAUUCACCACAAAUAUUGGUAAAAAAAAUCCCGCUUUUACUAAGUCUAUCAUGCAGAAUUAAAAGAACAAGAAACAGAUCCAAAGACCGACUGAUACUGAUGAUCGCUGGAUAGCUGCACAUAUACAGUAGGAGUCAAAUUAUUACACUGACCACAGUGAUGGUUUUGGAACAUCACAAACCAAACUUAUUAUGAACGUAUCCCGUUUGGUUACAGUUGAAUAAUAGAUGCCACCUGCCACCUGCUGCUCCUCCACCCUGAUGCGCAGCAGGAAGCUCCGCUGACUCUGCGGGAUGAACCGACAUGCAAAUGGCGGCAGAGAUUGCCUCUAUGAAAUGCUCAGAAUUUUGCUUGAACUUUGUUUCCAGAUGUUGUUAAACAGUAUUUUUAUAAGAGUGUAAAGCUGCCGGGUUAGAAGCUUCAGUACGCAGAGAGAUGGUGAUCAGUUGGAUGGAUAAAAAAGCCCGACAUCAUGACUUAUUGUUGCACAUUACUCCGGUAGUCUUUUUUUUUUUUUUAAGAAUUUUUUUGGCACUAGUUUAUUUGACAGUAAUCCGUCAGGAAGGGUGCAGAGAGAGAGAAGCAGGGGAGAGAGGCAUGGGCCCAGCAAACCGAGGAGUUUGACCGGGGAGUCAGACUCCAGACGACAGUCUCUAUAUGCGGGGUGCCGCGCUAACCACGCAAUGCCCCUAUUCCGGGAGCCUUUGCUGAAAUUUUCAGUUUCUCUUUGGUAAAUUAUUUACAUUUUUAUACAAUUUGAGUUAUCUGACUUUGUCAGAUAACUCAACUAAUUCAUCUCAACUAAUUCACCUAAUUGGAAAAAUCAGUUUUGUCACUGAUUGCGACUAGUCGACUAGGCCAGUAAAAUGUCAUUGCAGAGUAAAGAAUCGACUAGUCUACUAGUUGGUGCAACCACUAGUGUAUACAAAUGAAAGCUUCAAAAAGCAUUCCAAAACUACAUGACACUUUCAUUUCUUUGCAAUUACUAUUGUUUCAAAGUGUUUGAAUGGCUGAGCAACUUUAAUGUACUUUAUACUGAUUAACAACAUAAGCACAAAGAAAACAUAGUCAAUUGAAAAUAUUCUUCCUUUAAAUUCAAUGAUUUUAUAAGAUGCCACACUUUGAUUAUUUAUGAAACAAUACAAAAAAAGACAGACAGAAAAGUAAAAAACAAACAAAAACCUGUCCACAGAGCAGCAAAGUACUUCUAAGUAGAGAACUUGAUUGAUUCAUAAAAGUAGGAAUUUUGGUAUUUUGGUAGUUUGCUGCACAAUGCCAAGCUGGACAGACAUCAGCAGUUACCUUAGAAAAGUUUUCUACCCAACACUAUGUGAAGAGUUACAGAAAUAUUUUCAAAGUCAGUCAUUCUUGACAAAGGUAUCUUAAAAAAAGUUUAAAAAACAAACAAGCUAAGCAUGUUUAACAAAUAUCACUUUAUUCUUAAACCUUUUAAGUACAUUUAAAUCAAAAAGGGAUUUAUGUUUUAACUUGUGUUAAACCCUAUAAUAAUUUUGUCUUGUCAACCCAUACUUGUUUUAACUUUUUGUUUUCCUGGAAAAUACAUUAAAAACAAUAUUUGGAUUUGAUUUCAAAGUACUUUCUCAUUGUUAGGCUAAUUUGUUCAUUACUUGCAAGAAGCUUACAUUUGCUGUUGGUUUGUAAAGUAAUAAGUAUAAAGAAUAUAUAAUGAAUCCUAACUUAUUUUUACAAUGAAUGUGUUAAUGUUAUUUACUUAAUGUCAUGAGUCUUUUUCUCAUAUUGUGCUUGUACAUUAUUGUUAUUAUUAUGUAAACACUUUAUAAUAAAUAAAUAAUUGAUCCCUUAUAUGGUAGCUGAUGUGCAUUUAUCUUAAAGAAAAGAGCCUUUCAUCAGCCAUAUGCUAACGUAUAAGAUAAACCAAAGUCCGAUUUUUUUCUAGCCUGGGAAAAACAAACUCAUGUUCUAUUAUUUGCUUCAUACAGAGGGUCUGGACCUUUGGGUAUUGAGAAACGAUUACUUGCUGGAGGUGCAAACUUUGUUGAAAUUUUACAUUUUACCCAAUCAAAAUGUAAAACACUUGGUUGUAGGGUAAGGGUUAGGGUUAGGGUAAGGGUAAAUGUUGAGGGUGUCAGGCAUCCAGAGGGGGCCAUAAAAUGGUAACUUUAACUGUUCUUUUUAAAAUGUAUAUGUAUUAACAAAAUGUCCUAAUAUGACACAAAGUUAACUGCACAGUAAAAUUGUUAUAUACUACAUUAAUAAUGAUAUUUUGCUUAGCACUAAUGGGAUGGAAAGCAUUAUUGUUUCAUGAGGUUUUUAUUUGACCAUCAAUGCGUUGUCCAAUGAUUCAUUACUUGACAGUGACAUAACUAAAAUUAUGAUGACCUUGUUAUUCAAAUAAAUCAUACUUCAAAAAAA